UUCAUCAUCCUCCAUCAACAUUUAUUCAAUUAUCAUGAAGAACGUCAGAAGAAGCAAACACCUUUAUGCAACCUUAAAACCUCUUUACCUAUUAUCCCUGUUUCUACACAUGAUCGUCACCCUAGUGGUGGCCCAAGAUGACGACGGGUCAUCUGUCCACGCUCCGCCCGAUUUGAUCACCGUUGCAUGCGGCUAUACCGGCCCCCAAUUGAAUUCGCUUGAGCAGCGAUAUUGGAUUGGAGAUGUGUAUUCAAAAUAUUCCCCCUUAGAAGAACACCAGUCUGGUCAAGCAUCCGUCGUCAGAGAAGCUCCACCGUCCUCCUCCGUCACCAAAAUGCCUUACACCUGGGCUCGGCUUUCUCGUUCUGCAUUUACUUACAGGUUUUCCCUUGCUACGGACGGCCAAAAGUUCAUACGCUUGUAUUUCAACCCAGUUUCAUAUGGCCCUAACUUGGACCGCUCUAAAGCCCUUUUCUCUGUCGCAGCCGGUGGCUAUACCUUUCUCCACGACUUCAAUGCUUCAGUCACCGCAGAUGCUUAUGGCGAGGAGACUCUGCUCAGAGAGUUCUGUUUGAACGUUGAUGGAAAAAAGCUCCUCAACAUCACAUUUACUCCAAGCCAAUCAAGCCUAGAUGCGUACGCUUUUAUCAACGGAAUUGAGAUCGUAUUCAUGCCUACCAAUUUCUACUACACUGCACCCGAUGGGGUAAUUAGUUAUGUAGGCAACGGCGGAGGAAAGGACUUUCGCGUCGGAAACAGCACUGCUCUGGAGACGGUCUAUCGAAUGAACGUCGGUGGAAUCCCACUCUCCUGCACUCAAGAUGACAUGUACCGCAAUUGGGAUGGCUUGGAAAAAGAGCAAAAAUAUUUGGAAGCUUCAAGUUCACUUUUCAGCAGGAUAGAACAUGCCAAUAUUCCAUUCGACUUUUCCAAAAUAGCAAGCUACAGAGCGCCAGUACAAGUUUACCAAACUGGCCGGUCAAUAAUGAGCGCGGACUCAACCUUGAACUACAAUCUCAGCUGGGAAUUCCCUGUAGACUCCGAGUUUGCUUACCUAGUUAGAAUGCAUUUUUGUCGGCUUCCACCGGUCAACCACUUUGGAUCGUUUGAAAUUUACAUAGCCGAUCACAAAGCUGAAGAACAGGCCGAUAUAUUCGCAUGGGGUGGUGGAGCUGGAAUUGCAUUGUACAGAGACUACGUUGUGUCCAUGGGUAGCUCUGGGAGCAGCCAGAAGAAGACAAAUCUUUCUAUCGCUAUGUAUGGUAUGUUGAAUGGGCUUGAAAUCUUCAAACUGAAUAACUCAAGAGGAAAUCUCGCCGGACCAGGCCCCAACCCAGACCCACGUCACCACGUACCUCGACCAAAGCUGACGCAUAUGCAUGUCAUUGUUGCUGGUGCAGUUUCCGGCAUAGUUGUCCUGAUUUCUGCCCUCGUAGGAGCAUUCUUGAUUUUCAGGCGAAAUUGGAAGAAAGCCAAGUCCUUGAGUUCCAAUUCUUUACCGCCUUAUUCGUGUCGUUACUUUUCACUGGCAGAUAUCAAAGCCGCCACCCAAAACUUUAGCAGUUGUUUCAUUAUUGGAGUUGGAGGGUUUGGAAACGUGUACAAAGGAUGCAUUGAUGGUGGGGCCACACAAGUUGCAAUCAAACGGCUGAAACCCGAGUCAUCACAGGGGGCACACGAGUUCAAGACGGAGAUCGAGAUGCUCUCGCAGCUUCGCCAUCGCCAUUUGGUUUCUCUAAUCGGAUAUUCAAGUGAUAAAGGUGAAAUGAUUUUGGUGUAUGAUUACAUGGCACGGGGGACUCUAGCUGACCAUCUCUACCACCACAAAGAUAACCUACCUCCCCCUCCUCUUCUUUCUUGGGAACAACGGCUUCAUAUUUGUAUAGGUGCAGCGCGAGGGCUGCAGUACCUCCACAGUGGGGUCAAGGGCACCAUCAUCCACCGUGACGUGAAGAGCACCAACAUCUUGUUGGACGAGAAAUGGGUGGCCAAGGUUUCGGAUUUUGGGUUGUCAAAAAUGGGCACCGCCGACACGUCCAAGACGCACAUCAGCACGGUGGUAAAAGGAAGUUUCGGGUAUCUUGACCCGGAAUAUUACCGACUUCAACGGCUGACUGAGAAGUCAGAUGUGUAUUCGUUUGGGGUAGUGCUGUGUGAGAUAAUGUGUGGUAGGCCAGCCGUGAUGCAUACAGAUACAGUGGAGUUGGGGCAAAUCAACUUGGCUCAGUGGGCCAAGAGAUGUUACCGUGAUGGGAAACUGGAUCAAAUUAUUGACCCAAACAUUAAUAGGGGUGGUAAGAUGAUUGAAACUGAGGGCUUGAAUAAGUUUGUUGAGAUUUCAAUGAGUUGCAUGCAUGAUAAUGCAAUCGAACGACCAUCGAUGAAUGAUGUUGUGAGGGGGCUCGAAUUUGCACUGCAGCUUCAUCACAACUGCAUUGAAAGCAACACUAGUAGUAGUGAGCAAAGUUGCGUGACCGAUGAAUCCAUUAAAUGCAUAUCCGCCACCAUCUUCUCUGAGAUCAUGGAUCCCAGUGGGAGCAAUUACCUUUCCUUUUUCCUGUCCACCAUCGUCAUCCUACUCGUGGCGGCUGGAGAUUCGCCACCUAUCUACACUCCGGUGGAAGAUAUCACCGUCAAAUGUGGCUAUUCCGGCAAUUCGUUCAACGAACAUGAUCGCCGAAAUUGGAUUGGAGAUAUCAACUCAAUAUUUUCCCCCUUUGAACGCCAAGCAGUUGGGAACACAUCCAUAUUCAAACAAGCACCUCAUUCGAACACCGUCCAACAAGUGCCUUACACCACAGUGCGACUUUCUCGCUCUGAAUUUACUUACAGUUUUGAACUCACCAGAGGCCCAAAGUUCAUCCGCUUGUAUUUCAACCCAGUUUCCUACGGCCCUGACUUUGACCGAUCCAAAGCCAUCUUCUCAGUCAAAGCCAGGGGCGUUACCCUUCUCCACGACUUCAAUGGUUUAGUCACUGCCGAUGCGUCUGGGUUGGACAGAAUAUACAAAGAGUUCUGUUUAAACAUGGAUAAAGAAGAGAGCUUGAACAUCACGUUCACUCCGAGCAAAACAAUCCCAGAUGCGUAUGCGUUUAUCAACGGAAUUGAAAUUGUGUCCAUGCCCCCCGAUCUGUACUACGGUUUACGCGACUGGAAUCCGAUUAUAAUUGCAGGCACCGGAAGCAACUUUGUCCUCGAAAACAGCACUGCUCUGGAGAUGGUCUACAGAAUAAACGUCGGUGGAAACUCAAUCUCUUCCAAUCAAGACACUGGCAUGUACCGCAAUUGGGAUGGUUUCCCAGAGGAGCGGAAUUACUUGGACGAUGUAAGUUUAACAAGGAGCGUUCUAAGACAGAACUUGAGUAUUCAACUCAACUUUUCUGAAAUACCAGCGUACACAGCGCCAAAGCAAGUUUAUCAAACCGCCCGGUCUAUCAACGAGAUCUACAAUCUCACCUGGGAAUUCCCUGUAGAUUCCAGGUUUUCUUACCUGGUUAGGCUUCAUUUUUGUCAGUCUCGAUCCACGAUAAUAGAUCCGCGGUCUGAACUUUACAUAGCCAAUCAAACCAGCAGAUUGCCAAUAUCGGACUUAGAAAAUGUAUUAUAUGGGAGCUUCGGAAAUGGGCUUCCAUUCUAUGGGGACUUCACAGUGUUUAUGUCUGGCCCCGGACCCGAGAGCAAAGUUGAUCUCUUCAUCGCACUGCCACCAGUGGAUUCGUUAGGAGAUUAUGCAUUUCUGAAUGGUCUCGAAAUCUUCAAACUGAUUUUCCCAAAUGGUAAUCUGGCCGAUCACGACCCACCAAAGGGUACUACGUCAAGCUCAAAAAUACCCAAAAACAAGGCAAGGACACGUAUGCUUGCCAUCGUCGCCGGUGUAGUUUCCGGCGUACUUGUGCUUUCUGUCUUAGCAUUCUUUGUCUUCAGACAAAGAUGGAAAGUCAAGUCCUCUGGCUCCACCCAAGGGACGACUAAGUCAACAAAGAGCUACGAGUCAUCUUUACCGUCUGAUUUGUGUCGUUCCUUUUCACUUACUGAGAUCAAAGCUGCCACCCAAAACUUCAAUAAAACUUUCAUUAUUGGAGUAGGAGGAUUUGGGAACGUGUACAAAGGCUGCAUCGAUGGUGGCGCCACCCCUGUUGCAAUUAAACGACUGAAACCGGAGUCAUCACAGGGGGCUCAUGAGUUUAAGACAGAAAUCGAGCUGCUCUCUCAACUCCGUCACCGCCAUUUGGUUUCACUCAUUGGGUUCUGCACCGACAAAGGCGAGAUGAUCUUGGUCUACGAUUACAUGGCACGUGGGACUCUCGGUGGCCAUCUCUAUCGCUCCGAUAACCCACCUCUUUCGUGGGAACAACGGCUUCAAAUUUGUAUUGGCGCAGCGCAAGGGUUGUGCUACCUUCACAGUGGUGCCAAGGGCUCUGUUAUUCACCGCGAUGUGAAGAGCACAAAUAUUUUAUUGGAUGAGAAAUGGGUGGCAAAGGUUUCGGAUUUCGGGUUGUCAAAAAUGGGCACAACCACCAUGUCCAAAACCCACAUCAGCACGGCCGUGAAAGGUAGUUUCGGGUAUUUGGACCCAGAAUACUAUCGAUGUCAGCGGCUGACUCUGAAGUCUGAUGUGUACUCCUUUGGUGUCGUGUUGUGCGAGGUGUUGUGUGGGAAGCCAGCUUUGAUUCAUACGGCGGAGGGGACUCGAAUGAGCCUUCCUGAGUGGGCCAGGAGAUGUCAUCGCGAUGGGGACCUUGAUCAAAUCAUCGACCCAAGUUUGAGGGGUAUGAUUGGAGCCGAGUGCCUGAAUAAGUUUGGUGAGAUCGCUGUGAGCUGCAUCCAGGAUAAUGGGGUUGACCGGCCUUCGAUGAAUGAUGUUUUGAGGGAGCUUGAGCUUGCCUUGCAGCUUCAUCAAAAGAGCAUUGGAAGUAAGGGUGACAAUGAGGUUGCCUUUUACAGUGACACUGCUGCCAAAGCUAGUAGCAGUGAGCUGACUUGUGCAACCGAUCAAUCUAUUCAACGUAUAUCCGGGACAAUCUUUUCUGAGAUUAACGAUCCGAAUGGAAGAUGAUAAGCAAUGUGGCUAGAAGCAUAGGCACUUACGAUCGAGGGGCCUGGACUAUGAUUUCAGUGGGAUGGUAAAUAUGUUAAAGCAAUGUUUCAUAUCAGUUGUAUUUGAACAAAAUUAAUUGAAUGAAAA
Molecule: messenger RNA, 5185 nt
Organism: Prunus dulcis (almond)
Lineage: Eukaryota; Viridiplantae; Streptophyta; Magnoliopsida; Rosales; Rosaceae
Product: receptor-like protein kinase FERONIA
Exons: 2
Coding region: 35-5056 (1673 amino acids)
Biological process (GO): protein autophosphorylation
Cellular component (GO): plasma membrane; plasmodesma
Molecular function (GO): transmembrane receptor protein tyrosine kinase activity; ATP binding
Source: RefSeq, a predicted model, not a curated record